Salvelinus fontinalis (brook trout) is the source of this 2894-nucleotide messenger RNA. Its product is annotated as transcription elongation factor A N-terminal and central domain-containing protein. The record is from RefSeq and is a predicted model, not a curated record. Lineage: Eukaryota; Metazoa; Chordata; Actinopteri; Salmoniformes; Salmonidae. Gene Ontology annotation, biological process: DNA-templated transcription. The transcript has 2 exons. Bases 1616 to 2761 code for a protein of 381 amino acids. Gene Ontology annotation, cellular component: nucleus.
AUGAAUAUAAAAAAUCAAUUUUUCUUCAAUGCAAACCACAAUGUCAUGGCAAAACAAUGCCAAAUGUUGAAGUCAGUGUGUUUUUGUUAUUUUUAUUUAUUCAUUUGACUAUUUUCGUUUUUGUUCUUUUACAUUUUUUUGAAGUCAGUGUUUACAUACAACCCAUUCUCUGUUAACGGACUAAAUGCAUUGUGCACAGCUGCUUAUAUAAUAUAGCCUAGGUAAGUUAUACCAUUAAACACACUGCCCAUUCAAUAAUAAAGGUUAAAUAAAAUAAAUACAAAUAUAUGAAUAAUAUAAUAUAUGCCACAUUCACACAGUCAGUGUGUUAAACUAUAUCCUGGAUAACUUUACAGGGUAAAUGUUUGUGUUGCAUUUAUAUUGGCAGACAAAUACUGGUAGGUCUAUAGUUAGAGCAGUAGGCCUUACUAAGGUGUGACAUCGUACAGGUUUACUGUACGAUGCCACACAAACAUUUAUGCAACACAAAUAUUUACUUUCUUUCUUUAUGUCAUACCAAACAGAGAAUAGCUCAAACCCCAUUCAUCUAACACCGAUCCUCAUGCCUAUUCUACUUUAGCCAUUCUACCAUUUGCUUGGCGGCAAACUUGCUAGCCACAAUUUCACAACCCAGAUGGCAUGUGCUCAUUUCCACAGUUCUCCCUCAACUUGCUAACUUUAUUACAUAACAUAAAGUUAUUCCAUUUCACAACUGACAGACUUGCCUCAUCUUGCUUGUAUACUUCCUUUUCUUAGCUUUCAUUCAUUGGCUGCAUUGCAGAAUAAGUAACUGGUUUUAGCACUAUUGCUUGAGAGCAUGCUCCAACAUGUCAUCUACUGUCCAUAAACAACUCCACAACAAAGCAACAAACACUAUUAUGGCUGACCAAGGUGUGACCUCAAAAUAAUACUUUAAAACGAUGUGAUAUGGGUAGAUAUGGCUUUAUUUACAUAAUAUGAAUUAUUAUUAUUUAUUUUCUACCUAAUACAUUUUUCAACCUAGCCUACAAGAUAUUUGCUAUAAUGGAAUUGUAAACGUACAUGGCAAAAUGUCACACGGACAUUAUUACAAUCAAAGAUGUUCUAUUAUAUUGACAAGAUAGUCGAGUGCACGCUCUAACAAUGGAAAUACUUUUCCUCAGACAUGGAAGCAGGCGGGAGGAGUCACGAUCAGGUGGGACCAUUCUAGCCAAUGAGAGGGCAGAUACACGCGUGUGACCAGGCAAAACUCCAAAAUAAAAUCGUUGUUCUUUUGCCGAAAUUCCAUGUGCGUCCGCUUAUAUCAAUACAUUCGUAACAAAAUAACAAUUACGAAACUUAUAUUCGAUCAAUUAAGAUUCACGUAGCAAAUUAUAUAUGAAUUAUUUUGUUUUAGCAAAUUCAACACUCUCAUUGACCUCCAUACAAAAAUGUCUCACUUCAUGUAUUAUUUUCGUAGACAGAUUUUGGGCUGAGUAAAUCCUCUCCCGUAGCCUGUUCCUCUGUGCUACAAUGUUGCAACACGUGACAGUUGGACGCCACAAAACAAAUAUGGCGGCUGACCGCUCAAGAACUGCAAUUGAUUCGAGUGGUAGGCUACGCUGUAAUUUUCGAACCGAAAAGGGUCUCUGAGAAUAUGACCACCAUGGACACAAAACAGAUCAUUCAUCAUGCUCUUCAAAUGGACAAAUUUAACAGGGCGGGUAACUAUGGCAACAUUAUGCCUCUCCUGACCGCCCUUGAUAAUGCCUGUGUGACUUGUGAGCAGCUGCAAGGCACAGACAUCGUCAGGGUCCUUUACAGACUCCUCAAAACCUGCUCAGACAAUUCAGUGAAAAAAACAGCCAAGCACCUGUUGUCAAAAUGGAAGAAACUCUACAGUCACCCCUAUCACAUCUCAAAGGAGAAUGGAAGUGAAGAAGAAUUGACUGUCAUUGGAGAGAGUAUGCUGGCUGAUAAAGCGUGUCUGGCAGACAGAGGUGGCCUAGCUGCUGGUGAUGCUAGUAAACCAGUGGAGUUGGGUGUGUCUUGUGAACAUGUGGUUUUUCAUACUGGGUCAGAGGACAGAACACUCACAAAUGGGACCAAGUGUGGGAGAGCUAAGGGAGAAGGGGUGUCAUCGUGGCAGGCAGCUGGUGAUUCGUCUUCGGGGUCAAUUUUGCCCACCCUCUCAAAGCAGUCAGAAACUCCUGCCACCACUUCCCUGGAUACCCCUCCCCUCUGUAAGGAUUCCUCUGAUUUGGGUUUGAGGACAAAGUGCAUCCAGCUCCUCCUUGGAGCCCUCGAUCCAGAAACUUCCAAGGAGGCAGAGGGGAAGACUGCAGAUCUGGCCCGCGUCAUAGAGGUGCACAUCCAUGCGCUGCACCGUGCAAACCAGGCCAAAUACAAGGCCUGCAUCAGGAGUAAGGUGGCCAACCUAAGGAACCCCAAAAACGGCCACCUUCGGUGUGGUCUCCUGGGCGGCAGCCUGGGGCCGGAAGUCUUCGCCGGGAUGUCUGUGGAGGAGAUAGCCAACGAGGAGCUCCAGCAGCUGAGGGAGGAGUACUCAUCGCGGGGGGUGAGCGAGAGGCAGCUACCCCAGGGGGUGGAGGGGACGCCCACCCAGAAGCUGCGGUGCAGGCGGUGCGAGGGGUCGGACUGCAGAGUGACGCAGGUGUCCCGGGGCACUCUGUUCCUGCCAGCGUGGGUCCGCCAGGCCACCGCAGACCAGGAUGCCAUGACCUUUGUGACCUGUAGCAAGUGUGGGGAGCAGUGGUACCACAGCGGCUGGGUGUGCCUCUGAUAGGCCAUCCUGACCACAAUACAUGUAAAAUGCCUGCUUUGUUUUUGUCGAUUCUGUUGAAAUGGCUUUACCCUAUCAAACUGAAUAAUGCCAUGUUUUAAUCACAGAAAUAAAGGGACAUUUUACCACAUGA